Molecule: messenger RNA, 2727 nt
Organism: Lontra canadensis (Northern American river otter)
Lineage: Eukaryota; Metazoa; Chordata; Mammalia; Carnivora; Mustelidae
Gene: FSD2
Product: fibronectin type III and SPRY domain containing 2
Exons: 13
Coding region: 192-2552 (786 amino acids)
Molecular function (GO): protein binding
Source: RefSeq, a predicted model, not a curated record
ACACGACCAGCCAUCCCAGCAGCUCAGGGGAGCUACAGACCUCAUAUCCUCCCAGUAAAUGAAGGAACUCAGGGGACAGCAUGUGACCCCUCCUGGUGACACUUGAGCGCUAAGAAGUGCAAGAUAGCCGCGGCAGGUCUAUAUUUGGGCUCUCACACACGACUGUUGCUAUUUGCAGUGGGAGCUGGCUCAUGUUACCGUCACCUGUCACCUUCCAUGCCCCAGUUACAGCCCUUGCUGUAAGUCAGGCAGGGGCAGGCUACGGGGCUCAAACAGGUGACCUGGAGGGAAAUCCUUCUCCAGAGGCCUUGGAGGUCAAAGAAGAACCCGUGGACCCUGAAAUCAGCAGGAGCCGCGUGGGAGGAGCCCACAGGUGCGGAAGCGCCAUGGACCGGAAGGCUGCGGGGGCUCCCCCGAACUUCCACUUCUACCCGAUGGACCUGUAUGACCCCGAGGACCGGCUGCACCCCUUCCCAGAAGGGGCCACGCGGACAGGAAGGGAAGUCUACGCCGAGAUGGCCGAGGGGGCUGGCGAGCCCUGCAGCGCGGCCCUGGGAAAGGCCCCGAGAGCCCUGGAGGAGGGGGUGGACGAGCUGGUGCAUCUGUACGCCCUCGGGGAUGCGGGCGAGUGGGGCGGCGAGCUGGCGGACGGGAGCGCGCCCUGCGCGGAGGUUCCGGAGCAGCUGCUGCUCCGGGCGCAGAGGGACUGGCGACAGGGGCCUGAGGCCGAGGAGCGCGACCUGAGAGAGGCCUACAGGUACGCGCACGGCCGGGCCAGCGAGGAGUACGAGUGCUACGUCAUCCCCGAGGAGGAGGACGAGGACGAAGCCGCCCUGGUCUUCUGCGUCACCUGCAAGGCUCCGGUAAGGGCGCUGGAGGUUUCGGAUGAGCACCGGGAGCACGAGGUGACGGCCCUUGACAAGGCCCUGGAGAGUGCCAAGGAUGAAAUUCACAAAAACAUGUUCAAACUGGAAAAGCAGAUUCUUGAGAUGGAGAAUUUUGCAAAUCACUUGGAGGAGGUUUUCAUCACAGUGGAGGAGAACUUCGGGAGACAAGAACAAAACUUUGAGUCACAUUACAAUGAGAUCUUGGAAACACUCGCUCAAAAAUAUGAAGAAAAAAUACAAGCCCUGGGGGAGAAAAAGAAAGCCAAGUUGGAAGCCUUGUAUGGACAGCUGGUCAGCUGUGGGGAAAACCUCGACACCUGUAAGGAGCUCAUGGAAACCAUUGAGGAGAUGUGCCAUGAGGAGAAGGUUGACUUCAUCAAGGACGCUGUGGCCAUGGCUGACAGACUUGGGAAAUUCUUGAAUACAGACACAGACGUGGAGAUUGCUACACAGCCCGACUUUGAAGACCAGACUUUGGACUUCUCUGACGUGGAGCAGCUCAUGUGCUCCCUUCACGCCCUCCCGGCUCCUUCUGCUCCAGUGAUAAACCCACAGGCCCCCAACUCUGCCACGGGGUCCUCUGUCCGAGUGUGCUGGAGCUUAUACUCUGACGACACCGUGGAGAGCUAUCAGCUGUCCUACCGGCCAGUGCGGGACAGCGCACCCGGGAAGGACCAAGCAGUGUUUACAAUGACUGUCAAGGAAACGUACUGCUCAGUGACAAAUCUUGUGCCAAACACCCAGUAUGAAUUUUGGGUCACAGCUCAGAACAGGGCCGGCUCCAGCCCCACCAGUGAGCGUGCAGUGUACAUGACAGCGCCUUCCCCGCCCAUCAUAAAAAGCAAAGAGAUACAGAGCUGUGAAGAGGCCACACUCAUCUGCUGGGAGUCUGGAAACCUGAAUCCCGUGGACUCGUACACGGUGGAGCUGACCCAGGUGGAAACACCCGAAGCCUCGGGCGUAACCGAGUCAGUGGUGGGCAUCCCAGCCUGUGAGUCCCUGGUGCAGCUGCAGCCCAGGCAGAGCUACACGAUAUCGGUGCGAGCCCUCAACGUGGGGGGCCCCAGUGCCAGGAGUGACCCUGUGACAGUCCACACCACAGGCAGCCGCUUUCCCCUGAACCAGCACACCUGCCAUCCCUGGCUGACCGUGGCUGACGAUGGGUUUACGGUCGUGCGAAGCGAAAGGAAACCCCCCCUGAAGGAGCUGCUGCCUGGCAACACCCGGUUUAGCAGGUGUGUUGCCGUCAUGGGGAAUCUAAUUCCAGUCCGAGGGCGCCACUACUGGGAGGUGGAGGUGGACAAGCGGGCAGACUACACGGUGGGCGUGGCCUUUGACGAUGUCCCUAAAGAGGAGGACCUGGGAGCAAACCGCCUGUCUUGGUGCAUGAGGCACAGAUUUGCAUCAUCGAGGCAUGAGUAUGAGUUCCUGCACAACAAGACGACUCCAGAUAUAAGAAUAACGGUGUCCCCAAGGAAGAUCGGCAUUCUGUUAGACUAUGAAAACUCAAAAUUGUCCUUUUUCAAUGUGGACAUUUCUCAGCACCUUUACACGUUCAGCUGUCAGCUCCACGGAUUCGUGCAUCCCUGUUUUUCUCUGGAAAAGCCUGGCCGUCUGAGGAUACGUAAUGGCAUCGCAAUGCCCACGCACGUCACUUUCUAUUAGACCGUUCUGAGGCCCGGCUUCCUGUCGCUCUUGUGGUCCCUCCCCUCCCAGCCGCUCGGCCCUCAGCCCGUGGGCCUGGGCACUGAAGUGCCACGCACCCGGCCCCGGUCCGGCUCCCGCUGUCCUCUAGCAGACGGGUGCGCUGACGCUCGUCUCGGCGGACCUGGGUUCUAGG